This is a messenger RNA of Fulvia fulva, 858 nucleotides long. RefSeq lists its product as uncharacterized. The transcript is spliced from 4 exons. Gene Ontology annotation, cellular component: cytoplasm. The record is from RefSeq and is a predicted model, not a curated record. Gene Ontology annotation, biological process: proteasome-mediated ubiquitin-dependent protein catabolic process; regulation of proteolysis. NCBI's taxonomy places the organism in Eukaryota, Fungi, Ascomycota, Dothideomycetes, Mycosphaerellales, Mycosphaerellaceae. The coding region runs from base 1 to 858 and encodes 285 amino acids. Gene Ontology annotation, molecular function: ubiquitin protein ligase binding.
AUGCUCGACAACACAAUCCGCAUACGACCGCACGAAAUGGACAACAUGGCUGCGUCUCGCGCACAACCGACGCUCCCUCAACUGCUAAAAUCACAAGAACAUGCCGACUUCCUCAUUCGCACCAAGACUCGCGAGUUCCCAGUCCACAAGUGCAUCAUCUCGACUCGAUCAGCCUUCUUUAGAGGUGCUACCCGUGGGGACUUUAAGGAGGCGCACAAUGGUAUCGUGGAAGUCGAGGAACGUGCAGAAGUUAUUGAAGCGCUUCUUGAACUGAUCUACGAGACACCUCUAAGCUUCAUCCCACGGAAGGAUGACACUUGGGAGGUCAAAGAUCAGAAGGCUACAUUGGGCAAUGUCCAGCUCGCGAUCGAUCUUCAGCUCGCUGCAGACAAGUAUCUUGUGUAUGGCUAUGGCGAAAACCUCACCCUGGCCAUUGCACACUGUUUCGACAACUUCGACAAAGGCAUCGUAGAUGGACGCGAGUUGGCAGUGCAGAUGGCGACACAGGUCUUCCGGAAAGACGUCAAAGUCGACAUAGUCCCACGUGUAUGGACAGUCCUCACUUUGGCGAAGUCUCUCGAGGAGUUGAUGGCAGAUCCGGGAGCGUGGGCCCUUCUACUCCGACAUGGCGACUUGCUCAAAGCCAUUACUGAGGUCGCGCUGAAGUAUCAUGAGGACAUAAUGCCGCCAUGCCGACUCACGGAUCUGGGACAGGAAAUGUACUGGUCCAAUAUCAUUGGUGCGGUAUGCAGAUUGGCUGAGGUUGACGCGAAAGGUGAGAAGUACAGUGUCAAGGAAGUUCUUGCUGGCAUCAAGGUUCUCUGCAGGGAGCUCGACACCGGCUCGCCGGGGGACUGA